GGUUUUUUCUGUAAUAGAUAAAAGCUUGAGUUCGACGGCGGUCGUCACGUCAGGUGUCAAAUGUAACGAAAAUUCAUGGCGGGAAAGCUCCAUUGAGUAAUGAGAGCUUUGAAUUUGAGCGGUUAAUAAACAAAUUUUCGCUCUAUGACAAUCUAAUUUUCUUCCCCAAAAGUUUUCUUCGCUCUUCUGAAGGCCUCAGAAAAAUCUAUCCUUGCUGCGAAAAGUUGAAGCUAUGGAGUCAAAUUUGUUUGAUAAACCUGAAGUUGAAGUUGAAGCCAUGGAGCCAAAUUUGACAGCAAAUGCCAUUUCUGUCAUGAAUAAUGGAGCCACAGAUCUUCAGCCAAUUGUACAAGUUUUGGACAUCAAACAAAUUGGGCCACAAACCUCUCAGGAACGGUACAGAACGGUUCUAUCAGAUGGGACACAUAUGCAGCAAGCAAUGCUUGCUACACAGCUUAAUCAAUUAGUCAAAUCAGGAAGGAUUCAGAAGGGGUCUGUAGUUCAAUUGACAGAGUAUAUAUGUAAUACCGUGCAGAGUCGCAAGAUUAUUAUAGUUUUGGGCAUGGGAGUUGUAGCUCUUAACUGUGAUAUAAUUGGUGAACCAAGGCCAAUGGUAGAUGCAAAUGCUCAGCAGCAACAAAGAGUUUCCAUGCCAGUUCAACAGCCACCCCAGGCUCAAGCUUCUCCACGUGCUCAACCUGCACAGCCAUAUGCCGGCCCUUACAAUGCAGGGUCAAGGGCAGGGCCAAAUCUGAAUCCAGCAUCACCAAUAAUGAAUGGAAUUUAUCAAAAGAGUGAGCCUGGCACAGGGACAGCAGGUCCACCUCGUAUGUCUGCUACUGGGUCAUAUGACAAGCCUGCUCAGCCAUACAUAAAUUCAGUCCAAAAGCCUUCAAACAGUGGACUUGGUGUGGCAGCUGGCAGAGGAAUGAUUGCUCAAACAAAUAUGUAUGGCCGCCCAGCUAGUACCCCUUCCUAUCAGCCGCCUUCUAUGUAUUCAAACAGAGGACCCAUAGCGAGAAAUGAAGCACCUCCAAGAAUUAUUCCUAUUUCUGCUUUGAAUCCCUAUCAGGGCCGGUGGACUAUCAAAGCAAGAGUCACUGCCAAGGGAGAUCUUCGUCGUUUUAAUAAUGCAAAAGGAGAUGGGAAAGUUUUUAGUUUUGAUCUUCUUGAUUCUGAAGGAGGAGAAAUACGCAUAACAUGUUUUAAUUCAGUUGCAGAUCAAUUUUAUGAUCGUAUUGAGAAUGGAAGAGUAUACAUGGUUUCCAAGGGGAGUCUGAAACCGGCACAGAAAAAUUUCAACCACUUAAACAAUGAAUGGGAAAUUUUCUUGGAGUCUACAUCAACAGUAGAGGCUUGUUUGGAAGAGGAUAACUCGAUUCCGCAGCAGCAUUAUAACUUUAGGCCAAUCAGUGAAAUUGAGCACAUGGAAAAUAAUUCAAUGGUAGACAUUAUUGGUGUUGUCAUCUCCAUUAAUCCUUCCAGCACUAUAAUGAGAAAAAAUGGAACAGAGACCCAGAAAAGAGCGCUUCAGCUAAAGGACAUGUCGGGGUGCAGUGUUGAGGUAACAAUGUGGGGGGCAUUCUGCAACAAGGAGGGCCAACAACUUCAAGAAAUGUGUGAUUCAGGAACCUCCCCCAUCCUGGCUGUUAAGGCUGGCCGAAUAAGUGAUUUUAGUGGGAAAUCUGUGGGAACAAUCUCUACCAGCCAGCUUUCUGUGAAUCCAGAUUUUCAAGAAGCACACAAAUUGAGAGACUGGUAUGAGAAAGAGGGAAGGAACAUUGCCCCCCAGUCCUUAUCCAAAGAAGGUGCUGGUGGUGGCCGGGUUGACAUGCGAAAGAUGGUAUCCCAGAUUAAAGAUGAGGGACUUGGUAGAUCCGAGAAACCCGAUUGGAUUUCAGUCAAAGCAACUGUAUCUUUCAUUAAGGUUGAUAAUUUUUGCUACACUGCUUGCCCUUUGAUGGUUGGAGACAGGCAGUGCAAUAAGAAGGUGAAUAAUUUUGGAGAUGGAACCUGGCAAUGUGAAAGAUGCAAUAGUAGUUUCCCUGAAUGUGAUUACAGAUACCUGCUUCAAGUCCAAGUGCAAGACCACACUGGAUUAACAUGGGUUACUGCUUUUCAAGAAGCAGGGGAGGAAAUCAUGGGGGUCCCAGCUAAGCAAUUGUACAUGUUAAAGAAUGAAGAACAAGAUGACAGCAAAUUUGGGGAAAUUAUUCGUAAGGUCCUUUUUAACCAGUUUUUGUUUAAACUGAAAGUAAAAGAGGAGACAUACAAUGAUGAACAGAGAGUGAAGUCGGUGGUUGUGAAAUCAGAAAGAGUGGAUUAUUCAUCUGAGAGUAAAGUUUUACUAGAUCUUAUUGGUAAGCUUUCUAGAGGAGAACCUAUUAGUGGGACAUCAGUCGCAACGACAAAUUUGGGAAUCAAUGCAGGAUAUGCUGGCAUGGGAAGUAUUUCAGGUGGCAGCUUCGGUGGCAAUGGACUGGACACGAAUCAAGGAGGUGGAUACUAUGGUAAUUCAGGUGGUUAUGGGGGAGUGCCAAAUGGGAGUUCAUCUCCUAUUUCAUGUUACAAGUGUAAAAGAAGUGGUCAUUUUGCAAAGGAUUGCCCGGAUGGUUCUGGUGGUUAUUCUGGGGGUGGCCUCAGUAGUGCAUAUGCAAAUUCUGGGGGUGGCCUCAGUAGUGGAUAUGCAAAUUCUGGGACAAAUACAAGCUCUACAUCAUGCUAUAAAUGUGGUCAACCUGGUCAUUUUGCAAAGGACUGCCCUAAUGGUUCCGGUGGUUAUUCUGGGGGCAGUCUCAGCAGUGGGUAUGCAAAUUCUGGGGCAAAUACAGGUUCUACUUCAUGCUAUAAAUGUGGUCAGUCUGGUCAUUGGGCAAGAGAAUGUCCAGGUCAAGCUGGGGCGCAAGCAACUUAUGGUGGAGUUGCAACAGCCAGCUAUGGCAUGAGAAGUGGUGGGUAUGGUGGUUAUUGAACAGAAUGAAAGCAUAAUUUUGACAUCGAUCAGUUUUUUAUGGUUUUAAUUGACAGGCUGUGGGAUGUUAUAAUUGGCUGGGUUGCCUUAGUUUUGAAUGUUAACCUGCCUUGAAAUUUGACAUUAGAGCUGGGUUUUGAGGGAAAUGUGUCUUAAGUUGAUAGGUGAAAUUAACAUCAAAAUCUAAUUGAUGUUCCUUUCCCAAUGACAUAGGCAGGUUAUUGUGCAGUAUGUCAUGCUCAUUUAGUUGGCUUUAAAAGGUCCUAUCAGUCAAAGUGGUCAUGCUCAUUUAGUUGGCUUUAAAAGGUCCUAUCAGUCGAAGUGGUCAUGCUCAUUUAGUUGGCUUUAAAAGGUCCUAUCAGUCGAAGUGGUCAUGCUUUUUAGAUCCAUAUGCUGGUUUUACCAAACUACGGUGAAUGUACUGAAUCGUUUGUUCUCUUUCUGGUUUAUCUCCAUUAGAAUGUAUAUGCACCUGGUUUUAUCACAUAUUUUAGGAAUUUGAAUUCUUAAAGGCUGGGAUGGUAACCAUGAAUGUUACAUUUUCUUGUACGAAUGUUACGUGCUAUGGCAUCAUUCUCCAUUAGAUUGGAAUUUUUGGAUUAUGCAGAAUAUUUCUGUCA
Molecule: messenger RNA, 3591 nt
Organism: Cryptomeria japonica (Japanese cedar)
Lineage: Eukaryota; Viridiplantae; Streptophyta; Pinopsida; Cupressales; Cupressaceae
Product: replication protein A 70 kDa DNA-binding subunit A
Exons: 3
Coding region: 233-2971 (912 amino acids)
Biological process (GO): DNA replication; telomere maintenance via telomerase; double-strand break repair via homologous recombination
Cellular component (GO): nucleus; DNA replication factor A complex
Molecular function (GO): zinc ion binding; single-stranded telomeric DNA binding; damaged DNA binding
Source: RefSeq, a predicted model, not a curated record